Epinephelus lanceolatus (giant grouper) is the source of this 2601-nucleotide messenger RNA. It is a transcript of the gene rorc, whose product is annotated as RAR-related orphan receptor C. NCBI's taxonomy places the organism in Eukaryota, Metazoa, Chordata, Actinopteri, Perciformes, Serranidae. Gene Ontology annotation, cellular component: nucleus. The record is from RefSeq and is a predicted model, not a curated record. Gene Ontology annotation, molecular function: nuclear receptor activity; RNA polymerase II cis-regulatory region sequence-specific DNA binding; zinc ion binding. Gene Ontology annotation, biological process: regulation of transcription by RNA polymerase II.
CCGGGGCGCACGGCUUGUGAACGGCCGGCCGGUCCAGCUGCACUCUCUUCUCUCUGCUGCUGCUGCCUCGGGGGGAAUUAAAUUAUUUCAAAACAAGAGGAGGUGUACUGUUGAACAAAAGGGAGGCUGACAGAGAGAGAGGGGGCGAGAGAUGAUGACGACCGAGUUUUGGGACCCGCUGUAAGGACAGGAAGGAGGCGAGAUGGCAGUGCAUGUUUUCAAAUGCCUGCGCCGGCCCGGGCGCUAGAAGAACCAACAGGGGUUUGUGGUUUGUGUGUGUGAGUGAGAGGUGUGUGAGUGUGUAGGGCCGCCCCGUGUUUUGAGAGGAGAGUUAUGGAAUAUGAGGAGCCCGACGUGCCCCCCGCUGACAGCCCCAUCAAAAGAGGAGGAGCCGUGUCCAAGAAGACUCAUCUGACCCAGAUUGAAGUUAUCCCAUGUAAGAUCUGCGGUGAUAAGUCCUCUGGAGUGCAUUAUGGAGUCAUCACUUGUGAGGGCUGCAAGGGAUUUUUUCGGCGCAGCCAGCUGCCUACUGUAUCGUACUCCUGCUCCAGGCAGAACAACUGUCAGAUUGAUCGGGCCAGCCGCAACCGCUGCCAGCACUGCCGUCUGCAGAAGUGCUUAGCACAGGGCAUGAGCAGAGAUGCUGUGAAGUUUGGACGGAUGUCCAAACGUCAACGGGACUCUCUGAUCGCUGAAGUGGAGAGGCACCGACAACAGCAGCAGCAGCAGCAGCAGCUUCAGGGAGACGCCCAGUCUCUCUUGUCCUUCCCCAGCAAAGCCCGUCAGGACCGCUCCCCACAGCUCCUUCAGCCCAUGGCCGCAGCCUACUCCUUCAACGGGGACACUGAGCUGCUGUCCUACACCGCUGAAGUUCACCCUUACUUGGUGUGCUCCCCGAGCGAGUCGCAGGUGUCGGGAAUGAUCUACAGAGGCUCUGGUGUGUCUCCCACAUCGAGAUCCCAGGGGAGAGGGGACAACAGUGGACACCCUGACAUAAGAGGCUUUGACUCCAGACAGCCAUCUCAUGACCUGGUGGCGAUUCAUCCCUGCAACCCUCUGGAGGAUCCGUACAGCCUCUACCCUCACUCUCUGAGAAACAUAGAUGAGCUGUGUGCCAGCAUUGUGCGCUCCCACAGAGAGACCAGCCAGUACAGAGUGGAGGAGCUGCAGGCUCUCAGAUGGAAACUGCUCAGCAGAGAUGAGAUCCAAGCCUACCAGAGCAAAUCGGUGGACGAGAUGUGGCAGCACUGCGCCAUCCGACUGACCGAUGCUGUGCAGUAUGUGGUGGAGUUUGCAAAACACAUCCCAGGCUUCCGUAUGCUGAGCCAGAACGACCAGAUUGCUCUCCUGAAGACUGGCUCCAUGGAAGUGGUUCUGGUCAGAAUGAGCCGCUACUUCAACACGGAGAACAACACCGUCUUCUUCGAUGGCAAAUUCGCCGGUGCUGAAGUCUUCAAGUCUUUGGCAUGUGGAGAUUUAAUUGCAGCAGUGUUUGACUUUGCUCACGGUAUGUGUGCUCUAAAGCUGACUGAGCAGCAGAUUGCUCUCUUCAGCGCUCUGGUGCUGAUCAACACAGAUCGUCCAUGUCUGGAGGACAGAGGCAGAGUUCAGCGAGUGCAAAGGAGCGUUGAGUUUGGACUCACACACAUUCUACACCGAGACAACCAAGAAAGUCUAAUGCACAAGUUGUACCAGAGGAUGGCAGUGUUGCGUUCACUGUGCAGUCUGCACAUGGAGAAGCUGCACUGGUUCAGUCAGCGUUAUCCACUCACCGCUCACUCUCUGUUCCCUCCACUCUACAAGGAGCUGUUCGCCUCUGAGGCAGAGCUGCUGCCAGGGACCACUCACUGAUGAUUCUCUCGAAUAUGCAAAGACACAUACACACCUACACACACACACACACACACACACACACGCACACACACACACACACACACACACACACACACACACACACACACACACACAUUAUUUUAAGUCUCAUCAUUACUUCCUAAUAGAAUCUAUUUUUCUAAUAAUGAAAUAUGAGAGAAGCACAAUAAUCGUAGCGUGUUAGGUAUAACAUGACUUCCAGCAGAGCUCUUUAUUAGAUUGUGUCAAACAUAAAUUUCAAUAUUUUGAUAGCUUAAAACUAUUUUUUGGUUAUUCCAGGGAAACAUGCAUUUUGUUGUUCUUUGACAGCACAUUGUCCGUGAGGUACAGCAUUCAUUUUCUCUCAGGAUGUGCUGUUAUGAGUUACAGUCACUGUGUGUCACAGUGCGUUCAGACACAAAGAUUCAAAGCAGCGUUAUACCAGUCGUUGUCAACUAAGACCUAAUAUGGUAGUCCACCCAAAAUCUGUCCUUAGAGCAUUCUCUGCUUGCACAGUGUUGACUGAUGUAUAUCCGUUUUACAAACUGCAUGUGUUUACUUCCUGUCAACUCUGCAACAUUACCCUCGUCUCUGACCACACUGCUUAUUCAUCCUAAAGUUAAUGACUUCACUUUUUACACUUAGCCUUAUAUGCUCUGUUAAUAGCAUUUACUGUUAGCAUUGUCGCCUCACAGCAAGAGGGUUCCUGGUUUAAACCCAGGGUGGGGGAGCCCCUCUGUGUAGAGUCCA